Molecule: messenger RNA, 563 nt
Organism: Manihot esculenta (cassava)
Lineage: Eukaryota; Viridiplantae; Streptophyta; Magnoliopsida; Malpighiales; Euphorbiaceae
Product: non-specific lipid-transfer protein C, cotyledon-specific isoform
Exons: 2
Coding region: 57-407 (116 amino acids)
Biological process (GO): lipid transport
Cellular component (GO): membrane
Molecular function (GO): lipid binding
Source: RefSeq, a predicted model, not a curated record
AGAAUCAUCCAAGAGCCUGUUGACAGAGUCACCGUAUCAAACCUAGCAACCCAGCCAUGAAGAACGGAUUCUUCUCUGUGCUCAUCCUCCUCUCCUUUCUCUUCUGCCUGGCUAACGUCAACGAGGCUGCAGUUCCAUGCAGCACUGUCGACGCAAAGGCAGCUGCCUGUGUUGGGUUCGCCACCGGCAAGGCCACGACUCCGUCUCCUGCAUGCUGCAGUGGGCUGCAACAGCUCGCUCAAACAGUCAAAACGGUUGAUGACAAGAAAGCUAUUUGCAGGUGCUUGAAGGCUGCCUCCGGGUCUUUGGGAAUUAAAGAUCAGUUCUUGAGCAAGAUUCCUGGAGCUUGCCACAUUAACGUUGGCUUCCCUGUCUCCACCAGCGUCAACUGUGAAACGAUUCACUAAGAAUAUUGAAAUGGAGCUGAGGAAGAUGUAAUGUCCUAGAGAGACAAGAGGGAGUUCAAUAAAACAGUAUAGCUAAGAGGUCCUUUCAUGUGUAUCUGGUCCUUGUAAGAACCUGUACUUUGGACCUUAUAAAUAAUAAUGUAGCCCCAGUUGGGU